This is a messenger RNA of Hippopotamus amphibius kiboko, 957 nucleotides long. RefSeq names its product taste 2 receptor member 40 (gene TAS2R40). The record is from RefSeq and is a predicted model, not a curated record. Gene Ontology annotation, biological process: sensory perception of taste; G protein-coupled receptor signaling pathway; detection of chemical stimulus involved in sensory perception of bitter taste. The transcript has a single exon. Gene Ontology annotation, molecular function: bitter taste receptor activity; G protein-coupled receptor activity. Gene Ontology annotation, cellular component: membrane. NCBI's taxonomy places the organism in Eukaryota, Metazoa, Chordata, Mammalia, Artiodactyla, Hippopotamidae. Bases 1 to 957 code for a protein of 318 amino acids.
AUGGCGACAGUGAACACAGAUGCUGCAGAUAAAGAUACAACCAGGUUUAAAAUCAUCUUCACCUUGGUGGUCUCUGGAAUAGAGUGCAUCAUUGGCAUUGCUGGGAAUGGCUUUAUCACGGCCAUCCAUGGGGCCGAGUGGGUCAGAGGCAAAAGACUCCCCAUUGGAGACUGCAUUCUAUUGAUGCUCAGCUUCUCCAGGCUCUUGCUACAAAUUUGGAUGAUGCUAGAGGAUAUGUACAGUCUACUAUUCCAGGUCAUCUAUAAGCAAGAAAGAGUGUAUACACUUUUCAAAGCCACCAUCAUGUUUCUGAACUAUUCCAACCUCUGGCUUGCUGCCUGGCUCAAUAUCUUCUAUUGUCUUAGAAUUGCAAACUUUACUCACCCUUUGUUCUCCAUGAUGAAGAGGAAGAUCAUGGUGCUGAUGCCGUGGCUUGUAAGACUGUCGUUGUUCAUCUCCUUAUGCUCCAGCUUUCCCUUCUCGGAAGAUAUCUUCAAUGUGUAUGUGAAUAAUUCCGUUCCUAUCCCCUCCUCCAACUUCACAGAGAAGAUGUACUUCUCUGAGACCAACAUGGUCAACUUGGCUGUCACCCUUUACCUGGGGGUCUUCGUUCCUCUGAUCAUGUUCAUCCUAGCAGCCACCCUGCUGAUCAUCUCUCUCAAGAGACACACCCUACACAUGGAAAGCAAUGCCACUGGCUUCAGGGACCCCAGCAUGGAGGCUCACAUGGGGGCCAUCAAAGCUAUCAGCUAUUUUCUCAUUUCCUACAUUUUCAAUGCAGUUGCUCUAUUUCUUUCCAUGUCCAACAUCUUUGAUGCCAACAGUUUCUGGAAUAUUUUGUGCAAAAUCAUCAUGGCUGCCUACCCAGCCGGCCACUCAGUGCUACUGAUCUUGGGCAACCCUGGGCUGAAAAGAGCAUGGAAGCGCUUUCGGCACCAAGUUCAUCUUUACCCAUAA